CUGCUCUCCUGCCAGUUUGACACUUCUCUGGUUAGAGGUGCAUUUGGGAGCUGUGGGGAGGCUGGCGAACAGACAUGCUAUUCAGCACUGGCAGAUGGCAGCGUUUGGUGCUCUAUCUCUGCGCCUGGCCUUUCGUUGAUGGUUUACGCGUCCAUGAAUAUUUAUAUUUCCAAGUGCUGAGUCCCGGAGAUAUCCGCUACAUCUUCACUGCUACGCCGGCCAAAGAUUUUGGAGGUGUGUUUAACACGAGAUACGAGCAGAUCCACCUGGUCCCGGCAGACCCUCCGGAGGCAUGCGGGGAGCUAAACAAUGGAGUCUUCAUCCAAGAUCAGAUCGCCCUGGUGGAGCGUGGGGGUUGUUCCUUCUUGUCGAAGACGCGCGUCGUCCAGGAGCACGGCGGGAGGGCGGUGAUUAUCGCCGAUAAUGCGUACGACAACGACAGCUUCUACGUCGAAAUGAUCCAGGACAGCACGAGGCUGACGGCGGACAUUCCUGCUCUCUUCCUCCUGGGCAGGGACGGGUACAUGAUCCGACGCUCCUUGGAACAGCACGGACUCCCCUGGGCCAUCAUCUCCAUCCCCGUCAACGUUACCAGCAUCCCAGCCUAUGAAAUGAUGCAGCCUCCAUGGACCUUCUGGUAGUGGGGAGAGAAAGGGAAGGUCUUGGAGCCUUCUGGAUGGAUUUGUUGAAGGGAUUGGCCUUGAAGAACAGCCCCUGCCUGCCCCAAAACUCCACAAUCCAAACUCACUGGGUGAUUCCCACUGGAAUUAUUGUGCUGCAGCUGGUAGCCAGCUAACCUCAGACAUCAUCGCAUCAUUCACCGUCACCGCCGGAUGACUUCCUUAGUAACUAUUUCUGGGCGGGGAGGCAGAUAUCCCAGAGUCUGAGAGGCCAGAGCGCGCUAGAGAAGCAUUCUGAGGAGCUGUAAGAUAGCAGGGGCAUUGCAAACCAUGGCAGGUGCGGACUGCCAAUCUCAAGUGAAAUGGUACCGUGUGGCUAAAGCGUAAAGAGGGGAAAGAGUAAUGCACGGGGGAUCGCUCUGUGCUAGCAGGACCCGCCAGGUCGGCCAGAGGUUUAUAGUUUUCGGCCGAGUGGCGCCAGAAGCCUAAACUCCGGCAAGACGAGGGUGCCUGGAGGAGAGAGGAAGUGGCUCUGUGUGGGUUUGUUUUGGAGAGGGGGUUCAGAAGAGAGAAAUCCCUCCUGUUGAAAUCCAUGGGAGUUAGGCACCUAAAUCUCUUUUUAGGAUCUGGGCUCAGACUCCGUCACGUCUAAGGAACGAGGCUGCCAGAGCCUGAGGCUGUUCUGGAGCCAGCCCAUAACCACAAGCGAAUACAGGACUAUAAAGGGCCAGAUUCACCUCUAGCCUAAGCCAGCGCGACCCCACUGGAUAACUCCCACUUCCACCUAGGCUCAGUGGCCAGGCCAGGCACUAAGAGACGGACACAGUGUAGGUGCAAACCUGGGACAUCUGAAAUACUGACUGGGGGGGGAGGGGCAUUUUCCAACCCGCUCUCUGCACCGAACAGACGUAUGGGAACAGGCUGACCUCUUGAGAGGCCCUGGCCCGGCUAGGCAGCCCCUUUCUCCUGAUCAUCUCUUUCCCCAUCUGCUUGCACAAUGCUGCUUCACGUGGCUGAAGUGUCUCUUCCCAGAUCGCUUGUAGGCCAGGCCUCACUCAACCAUUUUACCAUAACCUGGCACAAGAGCAUCAAGCCACGCCCCCAUCUUUGCGUUGUGCUGGUGAUUGGUCCACUGCCCUCAGGUGUCCUCUAGUUGGCUGAAGAAGCCACCAAUAGAUAAGCAGGGUGGCUGAGGCUCAGUGCAUUAUCCUAAAAAGCAGGGUCCUAUGCAGGUCUUUUAAGUGACUGGAACCUCCUUCCCUGUUUUCUUCCCCAGUAGUUUCCGCGGGUCAGUAGAUUUCCAGCUUCCCCAGCAGAUCUCUUGCUCUGCACGUUGGGUGAGUUUUGGCUCAGCCUUCGCAAGAAGAUACAAUGGGGCGGCCGGGGCAGCAGCGGGAAAGGUCGGACUGUCGCCGCCUGCCACUGUAUCGUCAUCUCCAGAUCCAAGGCUCCCCCAGCACUGAGUUGGCCCCCCCUCCUCCGGAGCACCUGGCUUGGGCUGGUCUGCUCCGCCUGUUGCAUUAUUUAAAUUUUGCGUUGGGUAUUUUAAUGGCUUUUUAACGGGAUUCUAAAAAUAAAGUCGCGAAAGUUCUAAAAGGUCCCUUUGCUUGAGUGUUUUG
This is a messenger RNA of Emys orbicularis (European pond turtle), 2239 nucleotides long. It is a transcript of the gene PRADC1, whose product is annotated as protease associated domain containing 1. The transcript is spliced from 5 exons. NCBI's taxonomy places the organism in Eukaryota, Metazoa, Chordata, Testudines, Emydidae. The record is from RefSeq and is a predicted model, not a curated record. The coding region runs from base 75 to 641 and encodes 188 amino acids.